CCCGUUUUCUCUUCUCUUUCUUUUUCCUUCCCACUCUCCACUCUGCUUUAAGCUUACCACAGGUGAAGGUGGUAAUUAGCUUUUGGACAUCAUGAUCUCCACCCGCCUUGCGCGCGCCGGUGCGCUGGCCCCCAAGUCCCGUCUUCUUUUCGGGACCCGGGCCUACGCUACCGCCUCCCCUCUUGACAAGAAGGUCGAGAUGACCAUCCACGAGAAGGGCAACUACAUCAACUACAAGAAGAUGAACGAGAACCUUGACAUCGUCCGUGCUCGUCUGCAGACCCCUCUCACCUACGCCGAGAAGAUCCUGUACUCUCACCUUGACGAUCCCCAUGGCCAGGACAUCGAGCGUGGUACCUCCUACCUGAAGCUCCGUCCCGACCGUGUUGCUUGCCAGGACGCCACUGCCCAGAUGGCUAUUCUGCAGUUCAUGUCCGCUGGCAUGGCUUCCGUCCAGACCCCCACCACCGUCCACUGUGACCACUUGAUUGAGGCCCAGGUUGGUGGUGAGAAGGAUUUGGCCCGUGCCAACGAGAUCAACAAGGAGGUUUACGACUUCCUUGCCUCUUCCACCGCCAAGUACAACAUCGGUUUCUGGAAGCCCGGUUCCGGUAUCAUUCACCAGAUCAUCCUUGAGAACUACGCUUUCCCCGGUGGUCUGAUGAUCGGUACUGACUCCCACACCCCCAACGCCGGUGGUCUUGCUAUGGCUGCAAUCGGUGUCGGUGGUGCCGAUGCUGUCGACGUUAUGGCUGGUCUCCCCUGGGAGCUGAAGGCCCCUAAGGUCAUUGGUGUCCGCCUCACUGGUAAGAUGUCUGGCUGGACCACCCCCAAGGAUAUCAUCCUUAAGGUUGCCGGUCUCCUGACUGUCAAGGGUGGUACUGGUGCCAUCAUUGAGUACCACGGACCCGGUGUUGAGUCCCUGUCCUGCACUGGUAUGGCUACCAUCUGUAACAUGGGUGCCGAGAUUGGUGCCACCACCUCCCUCUUCCCCUUCAACGACCGUAUGUACGACUACCUGAAGGCCACCAAGCGUCAGAACAUUGGUGACUUCUCCCGUGAGUACGCCGCCCAGCUCCGUGAGGACGAGGGUGCCCAGUACGACCAGCUCAUUGAGAUCAACCUUGAUGAGCUUGAGCCUCACAUCAACGGUCCCUUCACUCCCGAUCUUGCCACCCCUAUUUCCCAGUUCAAGGAGGCUGUCAAGACCAACAAGUGGCCCGAGGAGCUCAAGGUCGGUCUGAUCGGCUCUUGCACCAACUCCUCCUACGAGGACAUGUCCCGUGCCGCUUCCAUCGCCCGUGACGCUCUUGACCACGGUCUCAAGUCCAAGUCUCUGUUCACCAUCACCCCCGGUUCCGAGCAGAUUCGCGCUACCAUCGAGCGUGACGGUCAGCUCGCCACCCUCGAGGAGUACGGUGGUGUUAUCCUGGCCAACGCUUGCGGUCCUUGCAUUGGUCAGUGGGACCGUAAGGAUGUGAAGAAGGGUGAUGCCAACUCCAUCAUCUCCUCCUACAACCGUAACUUCACUGGCCGUAACGACGCCAACCCCGCUACCCACGCCUUCGUUGCCUCCCCCGACCUGGUCGUCGCCAUGACCGUUGCCGGUACCCUCAACUUCAACCCCCUCACCGACUCCCUAAAGGACAAGGACGGUAACGAGUUCAAGCUCAAGCCCCCCACCGGCGAUGGUCUUCCCGAGCGUGGAUACGACCCCGGUAUGGACACCUACCAGGCUCCCCCUGCCGACCGUGCCUCCAUUGAGGUCGUUGUCUCCCCCACCAGUGACCGUCUGCAGCUCCUUGCUGGCUUCUCUGCCUGGGACAAGAAGGAUGCCCUUGACAUCCCCAUUUUGAUCAAGUGCCAGGGCAAGACCACCACUGACCACAUCUCCAUGGCUGGUCCCUGGUUGAAGUACCGUGGCCACUUGGACAACAUCUCCAACAACAUGCUGAUCGGUGCCACUAACGAGGAGAACGGUGAGGCCAACAAGGUUAAGAACGCCUUCACUGGCAAGUACGACGCUGUUCCCGCCACUGCCCGUGACUACAAGGCCCGCGGUGUCAAGUGGGUUGUCAUUGGUGACUGGAACUACGGUGAGGGUUCUUCCCGUGAGCACGCCGCUCUGGAGCCCCGUCACCUCGGUGGUCUGGCCAUCAUCACCCGCUCCUUCGCUCGUAUCCACGAGACCAACCUGAAGAAGCAGGGUAUGCUGCCCUUGACCUUCACCGACCCCGCCGAUUACGAGAAGAUCAAGCCUGCCGACAAGGUUGACCUUCUGUGCACUCAGCUCGAGGUUGGCAAGCCCAUGACCCUCCGUGUUCACCCCGCCGCCGGUGGUGAUGCCUUCGACAUCUCUCUCAGCCACACCUUCAACGAGUCCCAGAUUGAGUGGUUCGUCGACGGUUCUGCCCUGAACACCAUGGCCCGCAAGGCUGCCAACUAA
Penicillium odoratum is the source of this 2446-nucleotide messenger RNA. RefSeq names its product aconitate hydratase ACO1 (gene acoA). The record is from RefSeq and is a predicted model, not a curated record. The transcript has 5 exons. Gene Ontology annotation, biological process: tricarboxylic acid cycle. Gene Ontology annotation, cellular component: mitochondrion; cytosol. Bases 92 to 2446 code for a protein of 784 amino acids. Gene Ontology annotation, molecular function: aconitate hydratase activity; 4 iron, 4 sulfur cluster binding. Lineage: Eukaryota; Fungi; Ascomycota; Eurotiomycetes; Eurotiales; Aspergillaceae.